AGAGCAAGCCCGUCCCAAGGGAGGCGCAGGACCAUGGAGCCCUCGGCCCUGGGGAAAGCGGGCUCCAAACAGGAGGAGGGAUGCGGGGCACAGCCCACGUGGGGCACCGACCUGGGCCCGGUCCCCAACCUCCGGCGGAGCAACAGCAGCCUCUGCAAGAAGAGGGGACCCCAGUUCCUCUUCGACGGCUCUGAGAAGCAGAAAAGCCUCAGCUCCUGGAUCCCUGAAAACAUCAAGAAGAAAGAGCGUGUGUACUUCGUGGAGAGCCCCAAGCUGUCCGAUGCCGGGAAGGUGGUGUGUGAGUGUGGCUACACACGCGAGCAGCACUUGGAGGAGGCCGUCAGGCCCCACGCCUUCCAGGGCCAGGAGUGGGACCCCAAAAGGCACGUCCAGGAGAGGCCAACGGACGCCUUUGGUGACAUCGUCUUCACGGGCCUGGGCCGGAAGGUGGGAAAGUACGUCCGUGUCUCCCAGGACACGCCCUCCAGCAUAAUCUACCAGCUCAUGACCCAGCACUGGGGCCUGGACGUCCCCAACCUCCUCAUCUCGGUCACUGGCGGAGCCAAGGACUUCAACAUGAAGCCCCGGCUGUAGAGCGUCUUCCGCAGAGGCCUGGUCAAGGUGGCCCAGACCACAGGAGCCUGGAUUAUCACCGGGGGGUCCCACACCGGUGUGAUGAAGCAGGUGGGCGAGGCCGUGCGGGACUCCAGCCUGAGCAGCAGCCACGACAACGGGGAAGUCGUCACCAUUGGCGUUGCGACGUGGGGCACCGUGCACAACCGCGAGGGCCUGGUCCAUCCCACGGGCGGCUUCCCUGCCGAGUACGUCAUGGACGAGGAAGGCCAAGGGCACCUGACCUGCCUGGACAGCAACCACUCCCACUUCAUCCUCGUGGACGACGGGACCCACGGCCGCUAUGGGGUCGAGAUCCCCCUGCGGACGAAGCUGGAGAAGUUCAUAUCGGAGCAGACGAAGGAGAGAGGAGGCGUGGCCAUCAAGAUCCCCAUCGUCUGUGUGGUGCUGGAGGGGGGGCCUGGGACUCUGCACACCAUCUACAACGCCAUCACCCACGGCACCCCCUGCGUGGUCGUGGAGGGCUCGGGCCGUGUGGCCGACGUCAUCGCCCAGGUGGCCAGCCUGCCCAUCUCCGAGAUCACCAUCUCCCUGAUUCAGCAGAAGCUGGCUGUGUUCUUCCAGGAGCUGUUCGAGACCUUCACUGAGGGCAGGAUUGUGGAGUGGACCAAGAAGGUCCAGGACAUCGUCCGGAGGCGGCAGCUGCUGACCAUUUUCCGGGAGGGCAAGGACGGCCAGCAGGACGUGGACGUGGCCAUCCUGCAGGCCUUGCUGAAAGCCUCGCGGAGUCACGACCACUUCGGCCACGAGAACUGGGACCACCAGCUAAAGCUGGCAGUGGCGUGGAACCGCGUGGACAUCGCCCGGAGUGAGCUCUUCACGGACGAGCGUCAGUGGAAGCCUUCAGAGCUGCACCCCAUGAUGGCGGCCGCCCUCAUCUCCAACAAGCCCGAGUUCGUGAAGCUCUUCCUGGAGAACGGGCUGCGGCUGAAGGACUUUGGCACCUGGGACACCCUGCUCUACCUGUACGAGAACCUGGACCCCUCCUGCCUGUUCUACUGCAAGCUGCAGAAGGUGCUGGCGGAGGAGCCGGCCCUGCCGCCGCUGCAGAUGCACCACGUGGCCCAGGUGCUGCGGGAGCUGCUGGGGGACUCGACGCAGCCGCUGUACCCCCGGCCCCGCUCCGGCGAGCGGCCGCGCCUGCUGCUGCCCGUGCCGCACAUCAAGCUCAACGUGCAGGGAGUGAGUCUCCGGUCCCUCUACAAGCGUUCCUCGGGCCAUGUCACCUUCACCAUGGACCCGAUCCGCGAUCUGCUCAUCUGGGCCAUCGUCCAGAACCGCCGGGAGCUGGCAGAAAUCAUCUGGGCUCAGGCCCAGGACUGCACGGCCGCGGCCUUGGCCUGCAGCAAGAUCCUCAAGGAGCUCUCCAAGGAGGAGGAGGACACAGACAGCUCCGAGGAGAUGCUGGCGCUCGCCGACGAGUACGAGCUCAGAGCCAUCGGGGUCUUCACCGAGUGCUACCGGAAGGACGAGGAGAGGGCACAGAAGCUGCUCGUGCGCGUGUCGGAGGCCUGGGGGAAGACCACCUGCCUGCAGCUGGCCCUGGAGGCCAAGGACAUGAAGUUCGUGUCUCACGGGGGCAUCCAGGCCUUCCUGACUAAGGUGUGGUGGGGCCAGCUCUGCGUGGACACCGGGCUCUGGCGGGUGAUCCUGUGCAUGCUGGCCUUCCCGCUGCUCGCCACCGGCCUCGUCUCCUUCAGGGAGAGGCAGCUGCAGGCGGAGCGGGGCCUGGCCCGCGUCCGCGCCUUCUUCAACGCCCCCGUGGUCAUCUUCCACCUGAACACCCUGUCCUACUUCUGCUUCCUCUGCCUCUUCGCCUACGUGCUCAUGGUGGACUUCCAGCCCUCGCCCUCGUGGUGCGAGCGCCUGGUCUACCUCUGGCUGUUCUCCCUGGUCUGCGAGGAGCUGCGGCAGCUGCUCUACGACCCCGGCGAGUGCGGGCUUGUGAAGGUGGCCGUGCUAUACUUCAGCGACUUCUGGAAUAAACUGGACAUUGCUGCCAUCCUGCUGUUCAUAGCAGGGCUAGUCUGCAGGCUGAUGCCGGCGGCGCUGUACCCCGGGCGCAUCGUCCUCUCUCUGGACUUCAUCAUGUUCUGCCUUCGGCUGAUGCACAUCUUCACCAUCAGCAAGACGCUGGGGCCCAAGAUAAUCAUCGUGAAGCGGAUGAUGAAGGACGUCUUCUUCUUCCUCUUCCUGUUGGCCGUGUGGGUCGUGUCCUUCGGGGUGGCCAAGCAGGCCAUCCUCAUCCACAACGAGAGCCGGGUGGACUGGAUCUUCCGGGGGGUCGUAUACCACUCGUACCUCACCAUCUUUGGGCAGAUCCCCACCUACAUCGACGGCGUGAACUUCAGCCUGGACCAGUGCAGCCCCAAUGGCACCGACCCAUACAAGCCCAAGUGCCCGAAGAGCGACGCCACGCGGCACCGGCCCGUCUUCCCCGAGUGGCUGACGGUCAUCCUGCUCUGCCUGUACCUGCUCUUCACCAACAUCCUGCUGCUCAACCUGCUCAUUGCCAUGUUCAAGCCCCCGGCGCUCCGGGCGCCUCAGAACAAGCUGGAGAAGAGCGAGGAGGCGGCACUCCUGUCCUGGGAGACCUACCUGAAGGAGAUCUACCUGCAGAGCCUGCAGAGCCGGCAGCGGCAGAGGCUGGAGCACAGGGUCCAGCACGUCAGCGACAGGGUGGACUGCAUGGCGGACGUGCUGCAGAUGGACCGCCUGAAGCAGCCGGGCUCCGUGGAGCAGAGGCUGGCCUCCCUGGAGGUGCAGGUGGCUCAGAUGGCCAGCGCACUGAGCUGGGUUGUGGAGGCCCUGAGGGGCAGUGGCCUUGGCUCGGAGGAGGGCGCCCCCACCCUAGCACCCCAGAAGGCCUCGGAGGGGCAGGACCCCACGCUGAGCGGCGGACGGCAGGCGGACGACUGGGGUGACAGCCACCACGUCAACGCCCGGCACCUGCUCUACCCCAACGCCCUCGUCACGCGCUUCCCCGUCCCCAACGAGAAGGUGCCCUGGGAGAUAGAGUUUCUCAUCUACGACCCGCCCUUCUACACGGCGGACAGGCAGGACAAGGCUUCGGUGGACCCCACAGGAGACACCCCGGAGUCUCUGUCCGGGAUCACCUACAACGCCGUGGACGGCCCCACCGACCGCCGCAGCUUCCACGGCAGCUACGCGGUCCAGGACGGGCUCCCCCUGAACCCUAUGGGCCGCACGGGGCUGCGGGGGCGCGGGGCCCUUAGCUGCUUCGGACCCAACCACACGCUGCAGCCCGUGGUCACUCGGUGGAAGAGGAACCAGGACGGAGCCAUCUGCAGGAAGAGCAUAAAGAAAAUUCUGGAAGUGCUGGUGGUGAAGCGCCCCCGCUCGGAGAACUGGGCCUUGCCGGGGGGCUCCCGGGACCCAGGGGAGACGCUGCCCCGGAAGCUGAAGCAGGUCCUCCGGAGAGAGUUCUGGCCGGCCUUCGAGAGCCUGCUGGCGCGGGGCAAGGAGGUGUACACGGGCUAUAUGGACGACCCUCGGAACACGGAUAACGCCUGGAUCGAGACGGUGGCCGUCAGCGUCCACUUCCCAGACCAGAGCGACGCGGAGCUGAAGAAGCUGAACAUACACCUGCUCGCCCACGACCCGGGGAUGUCCAUUCGAUGGCAGGUGGUGGACAAGCGCAUCCCGCUGUAUGCCAGCCACAAGGCCGUCCUCCAGAAGGUGGCCACUCUGUUUGGAGCUUACUACUGACCCGUGGGCUCAGGCCGGGCCCUCCGCCAGGGCAG
Messenger RNA from Pteropus alecto (black flying fox), 4397 nucleotides. RefSeq names its product transient receptor potential cation channel subfamily M member 2 (gene TRPM2). Gene Ontology annotation, biological process: calcium ion transmembrane transport. The record is from RefSeq and is a predicted model, not a curated record. The transcript is spliced from 32 exons. Gene Ontology annotation, molecular function: ligand-gated calcium channel activity. Gene Ontology annotation, cellular component: membrane. NCBI's taxonomy places the organism in Eukaryota, Metazoa, Chordata, Mammalia, Chiroptera, Pteropodidae.